Molecule: messenger RNA, 813 nt
Organism: Oreochromis aureus
Lineage: Eukaryota; Metazoa; Chordata; Actinopteri; Cichliformes; Cichlidae
Exons: 10
Coding region: 1-813 (270 amino acids)
Source: RefSeq, a predicted model, not a curated record
AUGGACAAGCUGAAAGCUUACGAGCAGCUGAAAAAAGACCUUGAAAAUGGUGAGAUUACCCAAAAAGGCUUUGAUAACAACGUAAAAAAGCUCCUGACAGCAGAAAAAUCAGAUGACACUACUUCAACACGUGGCAAUGAAUUUCUCAGUGCAGCAGAGGCCUUUGGUAAAGCCAAGAAACUACUACAGCCUCAAGUAAAGAAAAGGCAGUUUCCAUUGAAUGAUAAACGUUUGGACCAUGGCAAAUCAUUAUUGAAGGUCAGACUGGCUCCCAUGGAGUGGAAGCCAAGAACUCAUAGAAAGUGUGGACGGUACCAGAAGUUAAUAAUGGACGAAGCUCCACCUCGAAUCAUUCUGCAAGGCCAUGAAACCUAUGAUGAUUUAAUUACCAUAGGCAAAGAACGCUUCUGGCCAGAGCGUACUGAGGGGAGUGAGUUCACUCUUUGCCAUUCUGACGGGACCAGGUGGAGUAAGGAGGAGUUCCACAAAGAAUUCAGAACUGUUUCUGAUAUUACACAUAUGUGGAAAAGAACACUAUACAUCGGGCGAAGACAACUGGAGGUCGUGUGUUUGGAUGAUCAAAGUUCCAUCUCAGAUGAAGACCCUGUAACUAAAGUGGGUGGUGAUGAAAGUUGCAGUUUAGAUGAACUUCCUGAAACCCUCAUAGGACAAAGUGUUGCAGAACAGGAUUUCCAUCCAGAAACAUCCAGCUCAGCUGAAUUUGAAACAGAGAGAGUCAGAAAGAAAAGCCAGUCCAAGCAAAGGAAGGAGGAAAAUGUAGGGUCAUCUCUAGGUCCAGGUGGAGCAGGCUAA